GGAAAGCCAAGAGGUUUAAGAACUGCUCGCAAACUCAAAAAUCACCGCCGAGAGCAAAGAUGGCACGACAAAAAUUACAAGAAGGCCCAUUUGGGAACAGCUCUUAAGGCUAAUCCCUUCGGUGGUGCCUCUCACGCCAAAGGAAUCGUUCUUGAGAAAGUGUAAGUUGUUAUAGUUGUUGUUUCUUCAUGUCCUUGCUUCAUUCUUGUGCAUAUUAAUUUCGAUGAGAAGGAAGACCAAGAUGUAAGACUUGAGAGAAGUGUGGACUAUUACGAGUAAAUUGAGGAUUUAUUUUUGAGCUAUUUUUUUUCGCAGUCGAAAUCUCGACUUUUUAGCCGUUUAUAACCAGUACAUAUUUAUCCUGUUUCAAUAUGCUAUGAUUAAAAUCUUUGUUUUACUUCAAACCAAUUUCCAAAGGCGUGUAUUGACACAAGUCUAACUAAUCAUUAGUGGCUAUGAUUUUCACUAGCGACUGAGCCCGAGUCGGAGUCGAAAUUAUAAGCGUAGAGCUUAUAAUCUAGUGAAAACAGCGUUCUGAUGCCGCUCAUGAUUCUGUCACUUAUGUUCCGCUUGUGAUCUAGUGAAAACCAGAUUGUCGGAGUUGGAAGCAGAAGCAGAAGCAGAAGAACCAAACCAAUCACAAAGUGUGGGAACAUGCAUUGUGAUUGGUUUAUACUUCUGACUCCAACCACCCUCUAGAUUGUCAAAAUGAUUUAACCAGGGGCAUGAUCUGACUAGGGUGAACCACACACCUGCAGUUUUUAUGAUAAUAUAACAGAACAAUAGAAGGCUGUGUGUUUUUCUCUUCCUUUGGUAUUUUUCUUGUAUAGACUGUAAAGAAAUAGUUUUAGGGUGUCAGUUUUAAUGUCUUUGAAUAAGAAUGGAGUGAUGCCCGAGGUUAGAGUCACUGGGCUGAGGCACUCCAUGACUGCCCAGUGCUAUUUCCUCGAAAAACAAAGUGUGUUCAUAUUCACUGGGUGGCCUGUGACAGUCAUGCCGAUAAUUCAGAUUAACCCAGUCACCUGCUCACAGACAUUUUGGACAUUAAACUAAGAGUGGUUUGGUUAGUGCAGGCCUUGUGGUCUGAGGAAGCACAUGUAUUUUGAUUAACUAAGAAUAACUUCUACUUGCAUUGCUUACUUUUCUUUAAUUUACAUUGUUUAGUGUUAAUAUUGGCAAAUUUAUGUUACCUAAGUCUGUUAAGCUGUUUCUACAGUAGGGCUGUUGCUAAAUUUCAAGUUGCCAGGUGUAUGGGAAUUAAAUAGCUACAAGGUUCUUUUCAUGCUGUUUCUAUUUUGUUUCCUAUGAUAGUAGUGGGGUUCAUGCUUAUAAGACAGUGGAACCUCAAUGUAACAAACCUCCAUAUAACAAGUCAAAUAAUUAGUCAGUAUAACGAACAAGAUUUUCUUCCACAGUAGUCGUAAACUAUAUGGAAAAGAAGCUUAAUAUAAUGAAACCUUGUUUUAGCAAAUUAUUUUGCCAGGCCCUUGACCUUUGUCAUUUUCUAGGGUCCACUUUAGCAGGAGGAAAUCUCCUGUCCUCAGCCUUUAAUGACAGUCCCUUACAAUUUGCCUUGCCGAUGACACAUUUUUAUAUUUCAACUGUGGCUUUUGUGACUUUUCACAGAGGUGUUGAAGCCAAGCAGCCGAACUCUGCCAUCCGAAAGUGCGUGCGUGUACAGCUUAUUAAGAAUGGAAAGAAGAUCACUGCCUUUGUGCCUAAUGAUGGUUGCCUUAAUUUUAUUGAAGAAAAUGAUGAAGUUUUAAUCUCUGGUUUUGGCAGAAGAGGUCACGCUGUUGGUGAUAUCCCUGGAGUGCGAUUCAAGGUUGUGAAGGUUGCCAACGUGUCACUUCUUGCUCUGUUCAAGGAGAAGAAGGAACGUCCUCGAUCUUAA
Messenger RNA from Porites evermanni, 1894 nucleotides. The record is from the annotation of a GenBank genome assembly. Lineage: Eukaryota; Metazoa; Cnidaria; Anthozoa; Scleractinia; Poritidae.